Messenger RNA from Saccostrea echinata, 1755 nucleotides. Its product is annotated as proton myo-inositol cotransporter-like. The transcript is spliced from 9 exons. Gene Ontology annotation, biological process: transmembrane transport. Bases 1 to 1755 code for a protein of 584 amino acids. The record is from RefSeq and is a predicted model, not a curated record. Gene Ontology annotation, molecular function: myo-inositol:proton symporter activity. Lineage: Eukaryota; Metazoa; Mollusca; Bivalvia; Ostreida; Ostreidae. Gene Ontology annotation, cellular component: membrane.
AUGGAAACCGAGUCAACACCUCUCGUCAAUAAUUCAGAUUCGAAGUGUUUUGUUAUUUUUCUGACAUGCAUGGCAGCAUUGGGAGGACUGCUAUUUGGGUACGACACUGGAAUUGUUUCUGGAUCCAUGCUGUUGAUCAAGGAUGAUUUCAAGCUAUCGUCUGUUUGGCAGGAAGCUAUUGUCAGUGCCACCAUUGGAGCCGCCGCCAUCUUUGCUCUUAUUUCAGGAACUCUGGUAGAUUUACUUGGAAGAAAAGUCGUCAUUAUGCUUGCAAGCCUCGUUUUCACUGUUGGUGCGGUUGUUAUGGCAAUUUCACCCACUGAUAUGAAAGAGGUUUUGCUCAUCGGUAGAUUGAUAGUUGGAGCAGGAAUAGGGUUUGCCUCUAUGUCUGUGCCUGUGUUUAUUGCUGAAUCCGCUCCAACAAACAUCCGGGGAUCUCUAGUUACUAUGAACCAACUCUUCAUCACUAUAGGAAUUCUUCUUUCCAGUAUUGUGGCUGGGGCUUUCAGCACUGAUAAAGAAAACGGAUGGCGGUACAUGCUUGGACUAGCCGGUGUCCCUAGUGUCAUUCAGUUUUUUGGAUUCUUCUUCCUUCCCGAGAGUCCUCGGUGGCUGCUCGCCAAAGGACGUGAACAAAAAGCAAGAUCUGCCCUGGAAAGAAUAAGGGGAUCAAGGGACAUAACCCAGGAAUUGAAUCAUAUACAACAAUCUGUAAAUGAAAUGAAAGAGGAAAACAAGUAUAAUUUCUUCCAAGCAUUCCUUCUGAUGAUGAAGACACAGCCAGUCAGACGUGCUCUUUUACUGGGAUGUCUUCUACAACUGUUUGGUCAACUCAGUGGAAUCAAUACUGUCAUUUAUUACAGUGGAACUAUUUUGCGUAUGUCCGGGUUUCCCUCAGAUCUAGCUAUCUGGCUGGUUUGUAUUCCUUUUGCUGUCAACUUUCUGUUCACCUUUAUUGGGAUCUACGCAGUGGAGAGGGCUGGUCGACGUAUCCUCACGCUAUCCAGCUUUAUUGGAAUCAUCGUGGCAUUGGUUGUUCUGGGACUUGGGUUUUGGUUUUCUGAUAAACAUUCUCCAACUAUUGCUCAUCAUCUUGAUAAUUCCUCCAUCUGUCACACCAAAUAUCAAUCGUGUAGUGCUUGCAUAAAGAAUGACAAUUGCGGCUUUUGUUGGGAGAAGCAUCAUCCAGACACGUCUGGAUACUGCCUCCACGUGAACAAGGACUAUCCCGAGCGGUAUGCCGAUCCCGUUGUGAAUUCCUCUACCCACUACAAUGAAUCAAUGUGUAACCAGACUAACUACCACACCAAACACUACGGCUGGGCCAAUGACUUCUGUCCAACGGAUUACUCAUGGAUGGCCGUCCUGGGACUUGCGCUCUUUGUCAUGUCGUUCGCGCCAGGUCUAGGUCCAAAUCCCUGGACCAUAAAUUCAGAGAUUUACCCGUUAUGGGCGAGAGGUACAGGAAUUUCCAUAGCAACAUUUGUGAACUGGGUGGCUAAUCUGGGAGUCUCGUUUUCAUUUCUGACACUUCUUGAAGCCAUCACUCCUUACGGUACAUUUUUCCUGUAUGCCGGAAUUUCGUUUGUCGGAAUGAUCACACUUUUUAUCCUGCUGCCGGAGACUAAAAACAGGUCUUUGGAGGAGAUAGAGAAUUUGUUUAUGACUGAAGAGUACCGACUCAGAAGGGAUCCACAGAGACAAUGUACGGUCCAGAGUACAGUGUUUUAUAGGGAUGUUGAACAUGCGGAGUAA